UUUGAAUUUUUUUGAUGACAAGAAAUUAUUGGUUUGAUGAGGCUUUGCCUGAUUAUUAUCCACAAAAUUAUGAGAACAAUUGGAAUGUUCGAGCUCCAAGAAUGCAUAGACCAUUACCUCCAAUACCAUGUCAUUUAGAAACUCAGUACCAAGAACAAUGCGAAAAUAUUGUUCCAAGUCAACAGCAAUAUUUAUAUGAUCAAAAUUAUCAUGGAUUUAGAAAUGAAGAUGUGAGUUUUCCAAGAAGAAGAAUUGUCUCACAUGGAGAUUAUUCGGAAGAUGAAACUGUAUAUCAGAAACAAGAGGAGUCUGUAAAUCAUUGUGAUUAUAAUUCUUUUGUUCCAUACACUUCUCGAAAUAUGACUGGAGAUAUUUAUGAAGAUUAUAAAGAUAUGAAUUAUAUGGUUUUAGAUUAUAAAAGAAAAUCUUAUAUGAAUUAUUCUCAAAAAUCAAAUAAUGAUUAUUGCUAUGAAGCAGGAAGAAAUGAAUAUGAAGAAUCGAAAUCUGAAAAAGAAGAUAAGGUUUCUUCAAAUAUUCAGACUGGCACAAUUAAACGUGAUAUUACAAAUAAUUUGGAUAUAUUGUGGGAUCCUAAUAUUGCAGAACCUGAUGAUUAUCUUCAUAAUCCAGCCACUAAAGAGAAAAGGAAAGAUUAUUGUAUUUUUACAAAGCGUGGAAUAUUAAAUAUAGGAUCUCUUGUAAUUUUAAUAUUUGGAAUUAUAUCUUUUUUCAUUGGUUAUCCUAUUUUGUUAUAUGCUAGAAAGAUAUAUGAAGAUAUUCAUCGUUGUCCCGACUGUAUAAAAACUCUGCCUAUAGACUUAUUGGGCGCAACUAGAGGACUCAUUGAUCCAGACACGCCAGAAGAGUUUUAUGAACUCAAAAAUAGCGAUGGAAAAGUUUAUAAACUUGUAUUUUCUGAUGAAUUUAAUAAAGAUGGAAGGACAUUUUAUCCAGGUGACGAUCAAUUUUGGGAAGCAGUUGAUCUGCAUUAUUGGUCGACUUUAAGUUUAGAAUGGUAUGAUCCUGAUGCUAUAACUACAAAUGGUGGAUUUUUGGAAAUUCGACUUGAUGCUUUUCGAAAUCAUGAUCUUAAUUAUAGAUCUGGUAUGUUGCAAAGCUGGAAUAAGUUAUGUCUUAAAGGUGGCAUCAUUGAAGCAUCAAUUUCUCUCCCUGGUAGAGGUGAUACUUCUGGAUUAUGGCCUGCAUUUUGGAUGAUGGGAAAUCUUGGUCGUCCAGGUUUUGGUGCUUCUACUGAAGGAACAUGGCCAUAUAGUUAUGAUAAUUGUGAUAUUGGAAUUACACCCAAUCAAUCAGAUCAUAGUGGCUUUUCUUUUCUUCCAGGAAUGAAACUUCCUGGUUGUACAUGUCCAAAUUCUGAUCAUCCAAGCCCAGGAAAAGGACGUGGUGCCCCAGAGAUUGAUAUAAUUGAAGCAUCUGUUGAUCUUUCUCUUCAUAUUGGAGAAGCUUCACAAUCUGUGCAAUUUGCGCCUUUUGAUGAUAAUCAUAGGCCAAAUUAUGAUCAUAUGGCAAUACAUAAUACGGAAAAAACUCAUAUAAAUCCUUAUCGUGGUAACGUUUUUCAACAAACAUUUUCUUGUAUCACAUAUUUAAACAAUGAAUGGUAUAAUGGAUAUAAAUUUCAAACAUAUGGUCUUGAAUAUAAACCUGGUAAAAAGGGCUAUAUUGAAUGGUUUAUUGGUGAUCAAGCAACAUGGAAAAUGAAAAGUGAGUCUGUAGGACCCAAUGGAAAUAUCGGGCAAAGGCUCAUAUCUGAAGAACCUAUGGCAAUAAUUAUUAAUCUUGCCCUUUCAGAAUCCUUUUCUAAGAUAGAAUGGGGAAAAUUACAAUUCCCUGCUAUUAUGCGAAUAGAUUGGGUUCGUAUCUAUCAGGAAGAAUCUUUAAUAACAUGUGAUCCUCCAGGAUAUCCAACUACAAAAUAUAUUAAAGAUCAUCCUAUAGCUUAUUAUAAUAACAAUGUAACAACAUGGAAUAAUACUGGUUACGAAUGGCCUAAAAAUCGAUUGAUGCAUAAAUGUUAAUAUCUUAUUCAAUAUAUGAUUUAUGAUGGUUUUUAAUUUUAAUAAUUACCAUAUAUUUA
Molecule: messenger RNA, 2098 nt
Organism: Pneumocystis murina B123
Lineage: Eukaryota; Fungi; Ascomycota; Pneumocystomycetes; Pneumocystales; Pneumocystaceae
Exons: 8
Coding region: 15-2039 (674 amino acids)
Biological process (GO): (1->6)-beta-D-glucan biosynthetic process; fungal-type cell wall organization
Cellular component (GO): endoplasmic reticulum membrane; plasma membrane
Molecular function (GO): glucosidase activity
Source: RefSeq, a predicted model, not a curated record